Messenger RNA from Penaeus indicus, 498 nucleotides. RefSeq names its product shematrin-like protein 1. The coding region runs from base 1 to 498 and encodes 165 amino acids. The record is from RefSeq and is a predicted model, not a curated record. The transcript has 3 exons. Lineage: Eukaryota; Metazoa; Arthropoda; Malacostraca; Decapoda; Penaeidae.
AUGGUACGUAUUCACACCACGUUCUUCGGUCCCAACGUCGAUUCCUCCAGAGUCGCAAAAGCAACAAAUAUGAGGUUCUUGGCGACAGUGCUCCUGGCGGCCCUUGCUUGCGCUUCAGUCGAGAAGCGAGAGGCGGACGCCGACCCUAGCUUCCCCAUCUACGGCCAUGGUUAUGGCUACCCUGCCUAUUACCAAGGCUACGGCUACCCAUACAGUUAUGGCCUCCGCCACAAGAGGUCCGCUGAUCCUGAACCCGAAGCCGAUGCCGACCCUUCGUUCUUGUACAAUCACUACCGCCCCUACUCUGUAGGCUAUAGCUACGUUCGACCUUUCACCUACGGUCACUCCCACGCCCUCCAUAGGAGAUCGGCCGAACCAGAAGCUGAAGCCUCCUUUGUUCACCCACACAGUUACUCCUACACCCACACCGCUCCUGUCGUCACCUAUGGUUAUCCCUACAGCUACGGUUAUGGCUACCGCAGUGGCUAUGGUUAUUAA